AAGGUUUUCCUAAAAAUAUAACCAACAACAAGGGGAAAAAAAGAUACCCGGAUCCCAAGGAUCUCACCAUGGUGCUGAACACCUUCGACACCAGUUUCCUGGACUUUCUGAGAAAGUGUUUGGUCUGGGAGCCUUCUCUUCAUGACCAGGCCCUCAAGCAUGCUUGUAUUCAUGAGCCGCGGAACCUCAAAGGACAGCCCAGGCUUCAGACCUUGAGGAAAACCAGUCUCUGUUUCCCUUCUGAGGCCAGGAAGGACAAGGUUCAAGGGUAACAUCACUUGGGCAAAAAAGAGGUGAUCCUUCAAAUAGAGACUAAAGACAAAAUCAAAGAAGGCGCCACUAAACAGGAUCAGAAUUCAGGUAAUCAGUAGGGCUCUGACCAGCACAUAGCUGAAGUCCAGCUGCCUCAUCUAGCAGAAGCUUCCGGAAAGCCUGAGGCAGUCGUUGGGCCAGCGGAGUCCAAGACCUCCACAGGACAACAAAACAAAAACUGCUCCCCCAGGAACACAAACACUUUACCACCUAUUGUGUGACCUGAGCGGAGGGUGUGUCCUGUUCCUUUCCACCAGUGAUUUGUGUUAGAGACAGCACUUAUA
This is a messenger RNA of Kogia breviceps (pygmy sperm whale), 596 nucleotides long. It is a transcript of the gene DYRK4, whose product is annotated as dual specificity tyrosine phosphorylation regulated kinase 4. The record is from RefSeq and is a predicted model, not a curated record. NCBI's taxonomy places the organism in Eukaryota, Metazoa, Chordata, Mammalia, Artiodactyla, Physeteridae.